Onychomys torridus (southern grasshopper mouse) is the source of this 2046-nucleotide messenger RNA. RefSeq names its product GTP binding protein 3, mitochondrial (gene Gtpbp3). The record is from RefSeq and is a predicted model, not a curated record. Bases 183 to 1775 code for a protein of 530 amino acids. The transcript is spliced from 8 exons. Gene Ontology annotation, cellular component: mitochondrion; cytoplasm. Gene Ontology annotation, biological process: tRNA methylation; tRNA wobble uridine modification. NCBI's taxonomy places the organism in Eukaryota, Metazoa, Chordata, Mammalia, Rodentia, Cricetidae. Gene Ontology annotation, molecular function: GTPase activity; protein binding; GTP binding.
CUGCACACACCCUACUUCGUGUCCCUUGUAUCAGCCAAUAGAAACCACGGUCUACAGACCACCCAAUGGUAAUUGAGUGUCGCUGAGCGCGCUGCCAGUCACGCCGCGAGGGGGCGGGACUUCCUCCCAGAACUUGAAGCCGCGCAGGAAGGUCGGGCAGAGUGCUUGUGAUUUGAAAAUCCAUGUGGCGCCGGCUGAGCGUCCUGGCGACCCGGGCGGCCCGGGCGCCCCGCAGGCUGUGCGCACGCCGGAGCAGCGGCGCCGGGCCCUGGGCGCCCGGGAGCACCAUCUUCGCUCUCAGCUCCGGCCAAGGCCGCUGCGCCAUCGCCGUGAUCCGCACCAGCGGCCCGGCCAGCGGGCUCGCGCUCAGCAGCCUCACGGCGUCGCGGGAGCCACCUCCGGCCCGCAGCGCCUGCCUGCGCCUUCUCCGCCACCCGCGCUCCGGGGAGCCGCUGGACCGCGCGCUCGUCCUCUGGUUCCCAGGUGAGGGGCCGAUCCAGGAUCCCACAGCGCCAGUGACCCGGUCUCAGCCCCCUCCGGGCCUCCGCCCAGGCCAUGCCCAUUGUCUGACUCUGUUCUUUGCCGUACAAGGCCCCCAGAGUUUCACCGGUGAGGAUUGCGUGGAGUUGCACGUGCAUGGAGGUCCCGCGGUGGUCAGCGGAGUCCUGCAGGCGUUGGGUAGUGUGCCAGGACUACGGCCAGCUGAGGCCGGGGAGUUCACCAGGAGGGCGUUCGCCCACGGAAAGCUGAGCCUGACUGAGGUGGAGGGGCUGGCAGAUCUGAUCCAUGCAGAAACUGAGGCCCAGCGGCGGCAGGCCCUGAGGCAGCUGGAUGGGGAACUGGGCCAACUGUGCCGAGGCUGGGCCGAGACCCUCACCAAGGCUCUGGCCCAUGUAGAGGCCUAUAUUGACUUCGGAGAGGAUGACAAUUUGGAAGAGGAUGUGUUGGAGCAGGCAGACAAAGACGUUCGAGCCCUGGAGGCUGCACUGGGUUCCCACCUGCGAGAUGCCAGGCGUGGUCAGAGGCUCCGCUCAGGGGCGCACAUUGUGGUCACUGGACCCCCCAAUGCGGGGAAGAGCAGUCUGGUGAAUCUGCUCAGCCGGAAACCUGUGUCCAUCGUGUCCCCAGAGCCAGGGACCACCCGUGAUGUGCUGGAAACCUCUGUGGACCUCGCUGGGUUCCCUGUGUUGCUGAGUGACACCGCUGGACUGCGGGAAGGCGUGGGGGCCGUUGAGCAGGAGGGUGUACGCAGGGCCCACCAGAGGUUGGAGCAGGCUGACCUCAUCCUGGGGGUACUGGAUGCCUCCGACCUGGCCUCCCCCUCCAGCCGCAGCUUCCUGGACACUGUGGUGGCCCCAUUGGUGGCACAGAGCCCCGACAGCUGCGGACAGCGCCUACUGCUGCUGCUCAACAAAUCCGACCUGCUUCCCGCUAGCACCCCCGACGGCGCCACCGCCCUGCUAGGGGUGCCACACCUGCUGCUGUCCUGCCGCACCGGAGCAGGGCUUGAUGGCCUCCUGCAGGCCCUGAAGACCGAGCUGGCUGCGGUGUGCGGGGACCCGUCCACAGGACCACCGCUCCUGACCCGGGCUAGGCACCAGCACCACCUCCAGAGCUGCCUGGAUGCCCUGAGCCACUACCAGUUGGCGACAGACCUGGCCCUGGCGGCUGAGGCCCUGCGCCUAGCUCGGAGGCACCUGAGCCACCUCACAGGUGGAGGAGGCACCGAAGAGGUCCUGGACCUCAUCUUCCGGGACUUCUGUGUGGGCAAGUGAGGGCCAGAGCCUGGGCCUCAGGUUCCCACUAGAUAUUGAUUCAGGAUGGCAGGAGAGCACUGGGGGUCUGCAGCCCUCAGGUCUGUUCCCUCCACAGUGAGCAGAGAAACCGGCCAGGGAUCCCAGGAUAGCUACCCCAGGGUGCUGAGAUUAAGUCCUAUGUCACCAUGCCAAGAAUCUGUAGUGCUGGAGAUGAAACCCUUGUCUGUUAGGUGUUAAGCCACGCCCCCAGCCCCUCACUGGGGGAUGCUAGGCGGGGCUCCACCCUGAC